Molecule: messenger RNA, 1259 nt
Organism: Wyeomyia smithii (pitcher-plant mosquito)
Lineage: Eukaryota; Metazoa; Arthropoda; Insecta; Diptera; Culicidae
Gene: Cpsf5
Product: cleavage and polyadenylation specificity factor subunit 5
Exons: 6
Coding region: 249-941 (230 amino acids)
Cellular component (GO): mRNA cleavage factor complex
Molecular function (GO): mRNA binding
Source: RefSeq, a predicted model, not a curated record
AAAAAAAAGUCAGCGUGAAACAUUUUUGGAAAGGUUACGGUGAAGUGAAGCCGAUUCAGUAAAAGUGCGAAUAGCGUUUUAAUAUUAGUCUUUCUCUAAGUGAAACUCUUACUACAUUGUUUAGUUAUUCGUUGGGGCUGAUUAUAAAUAGACAGUAUUACUGUUACCGAUUUAAUUGUCCCUACAAGUGGUAUAAAAGCGUCCACCGAAAAAGCAUAGCGAAACGAGCAAAAAAGAUCAAAUCAAAGAUGGCAGCUCAGUCCAUCAACAAAACCGGCUCCGGUUGGCCAAGAAGAACCAGCCAAGGAACGAUGAACGAUAUCAGUAAACCACAGAGCAAUCAGUCGAUGACGCUAAACCGAACUAUAAAUCUUUAUCCACUUACAAAUUACACAUUUGGCACAAAAGAACCCCUCUUCGAAAAGGACCCUUCCGUACCGGCUCGAUUCCAGCGGAUGCGGGACGAGUUUGAUAAGAUAGGAAUGCGCCGCUCGGUGGAAGGAGUGUUGCUGGUUCACGAACACGGUCUUCCACACGUUCUGCUGCUUCAGCUUGGAACGACCUUUUUCAAACUACCCGGUGGGGAACUGAGCGCUGGCGAAGACGAGGUUGAAGGUCUCAAACGAUUACUGACUGAGACUCUAGGCCGGCAGGAUGGCGUCAAGCAGGACUGGAUCGUCGAGGACACCAUCGGCAACUGGUGGCGGCCGAACUUCGAACCACCGCAGUAUCCGUACAUUCCGCCACACAUCACCAAGCCGAAGGAGCACAAGCGACUGUUUCUGGUACAGCUGCACGAGAAGGCUCUUUUUGCCGUACCGAAAAACUACAAGCUAGUAGCGGCCCCACUGUUUGAAUUGUACGACAACUCUCAGGGAUACGGUCCAAUCAUUUCGUCGCUUCCGCAGGCAUUGUGUCGAUUUAACUUCAUCUACAUGUAAGUUCAACCAUGUUUCGGAAUUAGCUCUUACAGUAAGUCUCAUCUGAAUGCGAAUCGCCAAGCCUCUUGCUGGUUCAGGUAAAUGGUUUGUUCUAGAAUGCAUUUUGUCCUGAUCUGCUGAGCGGGCAGAACCUAUUUACAUGCUUUGAAGCUGAUGGGAUAAUUUCAUAACCCACACGUUCACAGAGAUACCCUUCGUUCACUUCCAGCGAGAACCGACGGAUUGGAGGUAAUUUUUUUAGCACAUGAACAAUUUGUCACUAUCUGAUGAAUAGAGCAUAGGAUUUAAAUUGCGUAUUAAACAUUGAUUCGUGGUAAA